Messenger RNA from Oncorhynchus keta (chum salmon), 3175 nucleotides. Its product is annotated as dynein heavy chain-like. Lineage: Eukaryota; Metazoa; Chordata; Actinopteri; Salmoniformes; Salmonidae. The coding region runs from base 6 to 1961 and encodes 651 amino acids. The record is from RefSeq and is a predicted model, not a curated record. The transcript has 4 exons.
UGUUUAUGCAGACAUUUUCAAUUUUCAUUCUUGAAGCCUAUCCUCCCGGGAGCCACAGGCGUUUGAUAGCAGGAUACAUAGGUAUGCACUGCUACACAGUCGUAACUUACCCCUGCACCCUGCAGCCACAGCCAUAUGAUAGCAGGAUACAUAGGUAUGCACUGCUACACAGUCGUAACUUACCCCUACAGCCACAGCCAUAUGAUAGCAGGAUACGUAGGUAUGCACUGCUACACAGUCGUAACUUACCCCUACAGCCACAGCCAUAUGAUAGCAGGAUACGUAGGAAUGCACUGCUACACAGUCGUAACUUACCCCUACAGCCACAGCCAUAUGAUAGCAGGAUACGUAGGAAUGCACUGCUACACAGUCGUAACUUACCCCUACAGCCACAGCCAUAUGAUAGCAGGAUACGUAGGAAUGCACUGCUACACAGUCGUAACUUACCCCUACAGCCACAGCCAUAUGAUAGCAGGAUACGUAGGUAUGCACUGCUACACAGUCGUAACUUACCCCUACAGCCACAGCCAUAUGAUAGCAGGAUACGUAGGUAUGCACUGCUACACAGUCGUAACUUACCCCUGCAGCCACAGCCAUAUGAUAGCAGGAUACGUAGGUAUGCACUGCUACACAGUCGUAACUUACCCCUACAGCCACAGCCAUAUGAUAGCAGGAUACGUAGGUAUGCACUGCUACACAGUCGUAACUUACCCCUGCAGCCACAGCCAUAUGAUAGCAGGAUACGUAGGUAUGCACUGCUACACAGUCGUAACUUACCCCUACAGCCACAGCCAUAUGAUAGCAGGAUACGUAGGUAUGCACUGCUACACAGUCGUAACUUACCCCUACAGCCACAGCCAUAUGAUAGCAGGAUACGUAGGUAUGCACUGCUACACAGUCGUAACUUACCCCUACAGCCACAGCCAUAUGAUAGCAGGAUACGUAGGUAUGCACUGCUACACAGUCGUAACUUACCCCUACAGCCACAGCCAUAUGAUAGCAGGAUACGUAGGAAUGCACUGCUACACAGUCGUAACUUACCCCUACAGCCACAGCCAUAUGAUAGCAGGAUACGUAGGAAUGCACUGCUACACAGUCGUAACUUACCCCUACAGCCACAGCCAUAUGAUAGCAGGAUACGUAGGAAUGCACUGCUACACAGUCGUAACUUACCCCUACAGCCACAGCCAUAUGAUAGCAGGAUACGUAGGUAUGCACUGCUACACAGUCGUAACUUACCCCUACAGCCACAGCCAUAUGAUAGCAGGAUACGUAGGUAUGCAGUGCUACACAGUCGUAACUUACCCCUACAGCCACAGCCAUAUGAUAGCAGGAUACGUAGGUAUGCAGUGCUACACAGUCGUAACUUACCCCUACAGCCACAGCCAUAUGAUAGCAGGAUACGUAGGUAUGCACUGCUACACAGUCGUAACUUACCCCUACAGCCACAGCCAUAUGAUAGCAGGAUACGUAGGUAUGCACUGCUACACAGUCGUAACUUACCCCUGCAGCCACAGCCAUAUGAUAGCAGGAUACGUAGGUAUGCACUGCUACACAGUCGUAACUUACCCCUACAGCCACAGCCAUAUGAUAGCAGGAUACGUAGGUAUGCACUGCUACACAGUCGUAACUUACCCCUACAGCCACAGCCAUAUGAUAGCAGGAUACGUAGGUAUGCACUGCUACACAGUCGUAACUUACCCCUACAGCCACAGCCAUAUGAUAGCAGGAUACGUAGGUAUGCACUGCUACACAGUCGUAACUUACCCCUGCAGCCACAGCCAUAUGAUAGCAGGAUACGUAGGUAUGCACUGCUACACAGUCGUAACUUACCCCUACAGCCACAGCCAUAUGAUAGCAGGAUACGUAGGUAUGCACUGCUACAGAGUCAUAACUUACCCUCGGUGAAGGACACAUUUUGUUCACUAAGUUCCCCCUCCCUAACACACACACAUUUCUGAGCAAUGUGUUUCUCCUCCAAGGUGACAGCAGUGGUGGGGCCGGGGUGUCACUAGGGCCUUGUUCCAUGGAAACACACACAGUGUGCUUCAUCAGAUAGUUGAUAGCCAGCAGAAGAGCGCAAGGCAGAGUGCUCUAGCGUCAGUGUGUUUUCCACAGGGGACUACAAGCUAGGGACAGAGUAAAUUAGCGGACAUUAUUUUACAUUUACAUUUAACAUUAUUUUGUCACUCUUAACAUUGUGCUUGAGACUCAUGACAUUGCUAUAACCCAAGAUACACACAUUUUUACUCAUCACCUCCUUGUCUCGGCCUGUAUUUAUACAGCCAACGUCUCAGAGUAGGAUUGUUGACCCUGAUAGACGAGCGUCCUGCCCAGGGGGUGUACUUGUACAUCAAGCUGCUUCAUGCUACAGAAAUAUGAGAUGGGGCCCACUGAGCCGGAGCCUUUCUUGCUGUGACAAGGCUACUUACUCUUCCACGACACUUUUACGAUAGUUUUAGAUAACAAAGGGUGAACUAGCGAGCGUCCAUAAUAUAUAGGUAGAGAACCAUAGCUUGGUUGGUUCAACUUUUUAUGUUAGCUUUUUGAUGAAUUCAGUAACAGAUUAAUUAUUAAUCUAAUUAAUAUCAUGGAUUUUUAAAAUAAUUCCCUUGGUUUAAUUAGUGCUAAAAUAAUCGCCCUAAUUAAGCCGGGUAAUAACGAUUACUCCCUCAGACUUCACCUCGUCUUUAGGUUUCCAUAGUUUUUAAAAAAUCUCUCCUUGAUGUAUUCUGCUCAUGUUAUGUCCAAUAUGUUACUGUGGAAAGGAUUUGAAUCCAUAGCAGGUCUUUAUGUGCUUUAUUGUAGUGGGGGGGGGGUGUUUCCUUUUAUGAUAUGUAGUGUAUGUUUUCAAGUGUAUUUAUGUGUUGUAUGUGUUAUUGUGACGUGUAUAUGUACACUGAGUGUACAAACCAUUAGGAACACCAGCUCUUUCCGUGACAUAGACUGAUCAGGUGAAUCCGUGGGCAUGAAGAAUUGUCCCCCACCAACGAACAUCCGAACAACUUGACACAACUGUGGGAAGCAUUGGAGUCAACAUGGCCCAGAAUCCCUGUGGAACGCUUUCGAUACCUUGUAGAGUCCCUGCCCCAACAAAUUGAGGCUGUUCUGAGGGAAAAAUGGGGUGGAACUCAAUAGUGGGAAGGUGUUCCUAAUGUUUUGUACUCUCAGUGUA